This is a messenger RNA of Aspergillus mulundensis, 2031 nucleotides long. RefSeq lists its product as uncharacterized. The record is from RefSeq and is a predicted model, not a curated record. The transcript is spliced from 2 exons. Lineage: Eukaryota; Fungi; Ascomycota; Eurotiomycetes; Eurotiales; Aspergillaceae. Gene Ontology annotation, cellular component: nucleus. Bases 1 to 2031 code for a protein of 676 amino acids.
AUGGCUCGCCUCAACACUAGGAACCAGACUAAACAGGAGGAAUGCCACAGGACGAGACCGCAGCGCCUGACUGAACGAUAUGUUUCGCCUCCGCCACCAACAACCAAGGAGCGCUGCAGGGAGCCACAAUUGGCACGCACAAUGAUGAUGCCCGGGAGGACGCUGUUUGACGAGGAGCCAACAGAAAGACCACGAUUGGUGCGGAGCAAGACAACAAGGACCAGGACAAAGACGCUCUCUGAGCAGACCUUUGAUAUAUUUGCUGAUAGUGAUGGGACAACCGAGCGAGACACGCCCAAGGCGAAGAAAUCAACGCCCUUAAAGCUAGCACGCACCAACUCCAUGAUUUUGCCCGUUCCACAGCAGCCCAGGGCUCGGACAAGUCGCAAAUCAGAACUAUACAACUAUGACAAGGAGAACGAUCCGCUAGAAGAAGAGUUGGAUCCAGAGCCAACAUCGCUCUCUAGAAAUCCGUCUGAUGCGUCUUCGACAAGACGGUCACCAACGAGGGGUAGAACCACGCAGCAGUUUACGGGUUACCGACAGCCUCAACAGGACUCGGCAGAUGAGGAUGAGGUUGAGAAUGAGAGUGAUAACAGCUACAACUCGCUCGAUGAGUUUAUUGUCAGUGACAAUGACGAGCCGAGCUACCAUGAAACAUCAAACGAUGAAUCUGAGGAAGAAGAGGAACACAAGGUCUCGCCACCACCAACACAAAGGAGGAGGUUGAUAAGGGGUAGACGACAAAAUCCUACACUCGAUCUGGAGAAUACUUUGCGUGAGUCCUCAAAACGACCUGACCUUCGUCUUGAGCCAUCAGUGCCAGCCACUAUCACGAUACCGUCUCCGAAGCUGGAUAGUGUCUCCAGAAAACUAUUCCAGAACGACACCGACGUGUCCGACAAGAUGCACCGUUUGAAUUUGGAGGACAGUGAUCCCUCCUCACAGCUUCAGAAUGACCUGUUCGGAGUGACAGCUGAGCUGGAAUCACCAUCUUCAACACCCCGUAAGGAUUCUGCAUUCCAGACACCGCCGCCCAGCCCAUCGAAGGGCGUUCUACGGUCUCCGACCAAGAGCAAGAUCCAAAUACCACCAACUCCCUAUCGUGAAAGCACCGACGCCUUUUGGAGCUCCGAGGUCACCAACAGCUGGAUCGAUGAGCACUCUCCGCGCAAGGUGAACCUACUAUUGCAGGAGUUUGACGAGUCUGACUGUGACUCCGAAGCCAUGCCCAAACCAUCAGAGGUUAAGAAGCCAGUCAAGACCCCUAGCAAGACGGCCUUGAAGAAAGCAGAAACCGAAGCAAAGAAAGCCGCACUCGCGCGCAAAAAGUCUUUCGACAACAGGAAAGCUACCCUCGCAGAAGACUUUUUGAGAGUGCUCGACGACCAUGUCUCUGACGGCAAAGUCCAACGCCUCUCAGCAGCAACCGGCGGUGUUCGUAUCGUCUGGAGCAAGACGCUCCAGACAACGGCCGGGCGUGCAAGCUGGAAACGAGAUCGGUCCAUAGUCUCUAGUCGGUCCACGUCCCCAGCCGAUUCCUCAUCAGGCAGUGAGGCGCCAUCAGUGACCACGAAGCACUAUGCUACCAUUGAGCUGGCGGAAAAGAUCAUCGACGACGAGGACAGACUGCUUAAUACCCUGGCUCACGAGUACUGCCACCUCGCCAACUACAUCGUGUCAGACGUCCGCGACCAACCCCACGGCACCAGCUUCAAGGCAUGGGGAAGGAAAUGCAAGGAAAGGCUAAAAGACCACCCUGUCUACGGUGGACGGAUCGAGGUGACCACGAAGCACAGUUACAAGAUCGACUACAAGUACGUAUGGACCUGCGUCGACUGUUGCCAGAACUACGGCCGCCACUCAAAGAGCAUCGACCCUGGAAAACACAGAUGCGGCAAAUGCAAGGGUCUGCUGCAGCAGAUCAAGCCUAAGCCCAGGAGCGCCUCGCCUAGGAAGAAGCAGCCUUCUCCUGUUGCUGCGGUGGGUGACAUGACCAAGGGCUUGGAGAUUAUCGAUUUGGACCAGUGA